AUGCUGAGGAGGAAGAGGAGCGUGUCCUUCGGAGGCUUCGGCUGGAUUGACAAAUCUUCCAUCAGCGCCCUGAGAGCUCGAGAGAGAGAGAGAGAGAGGCUGCAUCUCAUCAGACUUGGAUACUCAGUUACCGACGGCAACAGAGCAAUGCUGCACGACCACUGUAAACAAGAACUCCAGGCGGCCUCCAAUGGCGCCGAUGUCGACUGCCCGCCGCCCUCGCCUCCCCGCACCGCACCUCCCACCACCAAGUCGGCCCAUUUCUUUGACACUAUGGACAAGAUGGAGCAGGUUCCAGAAGCUGCUGAGAUGAAGGCCGUCCCUCCGAGGCAGAAGGAUGACUACAUACCUUAUCCAAGGAUUGAGGAGGUAUUGGAGAAGGGAGGACCAUUCCCCCAAGUCAUCCUCCCCCAGUUUGGAGGUUACUGGAUAGAGGACCCCGAGGAAGCAGCGCCCCUUCCCGCCACCGGUAGAGACGAAGUGUUAGAAGGAGUAGACGAGGCACAGGAAAACGCAGGGGGCGGCUAUCGUCUGGAAGAGUCCAACCAAGCCGCACGGGCGUACAGGAAGUACUUUUUGGGCAAGGAGCAUUUAAACUUUUCUUGCCCGUGCAGCAGUGUCGGAAACUUGUUGUUGUCUGUCAGGCAUGAAGAGGAGAAUCAGCAGGAACACCUCCACAUCAUCAUCAGGUCUCGAGUGAAGACAAUCUAUCAACGGCUGUCGGUGACAGAACUGCCCGAUAUACCGAGUGUGCAAGAGCUGGUUAAGCUGCUAGGCGAAGACGCAGCCGGCCUCCGUUUCAGUCCUGUCCUCUACCCGAAGGCGUCUCAGCUGAUUGUCAACUACGACGAGCACGAGGUCAACAACACGUUUAAGUUUGGAGUCAUUUUUCAACGCUUUGGACAGGUUUCCGAGGAAGAGCUGUUCAGGAACAACGAAGAAACGCCAGCGUUCCAAGAGUUUCUCCAGCUGCUGGGCGACACUGUGAAACUACAGGACUUUAAAGGGUUUCGGGGAGGUCUGGAUGUGUCCCACGGUCAGACGGGUUCUCAGUCAGUUUAUACGGUCCACAGACAGCAAGAGGUCAUGUUCCAUGUCUCCACCAAGCUUCCCUUCACAGAGGGAGACAGCCAACAGCUCCAGAGGAAGCGUCACAUAGGAAACGACAUCGUAGCCUUAGUGUUCCAGGAGGAGGCCACCCCCUUCGUGCCAGACAUGAUCGCUUCCAACUUCUUACAUGCCUUCGUCCUCGUGCAGGUGGAGGAUCCCUGCUCGGAGAACACCAGCUACAAGGUGUCCAUUACGGCACGAGAGGACGUGCCACCGUUUGGCCCCCCUCUACCGAACCCAUCUGUUUUUAAGAAGGGUCCAGCGUUUCGUGAAUUUCUCCUCACUAAGCUCAUCAACGCAGAGCUGGCCUGUUACAAGAGCAUCCGUUUCGCUCGACUAGAGGAGCGAACCAGGUCCGCCCUCCUGGACACCCUCAACGACGAGCUGCAGAGACGCUCCCAGAGAAUGCUGGGAUUGACGCAGACUCUCGACGAGGAGGCGCGGGCCGAAAAUGGACAUGCACACGGAGGUCUGCUGGAAUCCAUCAAGAGGGCCAUGCGAGGACGAAGCGUCUCCAUGGAGACCAUGUCAAGGGGUGGCGGCGGGUUGCCGACCAGUCUGAGUGGCGGGGGGUUGGCGCAUAUUAGUGCAGAGUGUAACGUGAAGUCUCCGGUGAAACGAAGAUCGGGGCUGUUCCCUCGAUUGUUGAGUAUCGACAGCCAAACAGACAAGCACAACCAGAGAAGUUUCCUCGGUGACCAGAGGAGCUUCGACGGUUGUCAGCCCAUGUUGGAGGUGAAGUCAGAGCUUCCGUCCAAUCCCAGCUCUCCAGAGGCGGGGCAACGAGACAGAAUUUGCAUGAAAAAGGAUAGCAGUAAAAUUUCCAGAUCCACUUCCAGCACAUGCAGCUUCAGCCUCCCCGCAGAUGAAACCCAUCAGCUUGUCCAUGCGGUGACAGGAGAGGGUCAAAGUUCAAAUCCGCUCACCAUCUGUCGGAGCCCCACAGAGAUGAAAAAUAAGAACUCCCCACGAUCCAACCUCAAGUUUCGGUUCGACAAACUGAGCCACUCUGCGGCGGGACACUAG
This is a messenger RNA of Nerophis lumbriciformis (worm pipefish), 2136 nucleotides long. The record is from RefSeq and is a predicted model, not a curated record. NCBI's taxonomy places the organism in Eukaryota, Metazoa, Chordata, Actinopteri, Syngnathiformes, Syngnathidae.